Molecule: messenger RNA, 1746 nt
Organism: Cherax quadricarinatus
Lineage: Eukaryota; Metazoa; Arthropoda; Malacostraca; Decapoda; Parastacidae
Source: RefSeq, a predicted model, not a curated record
UCUGGUGUGACGUCAUGCGCGGCCAGUCAGUCACCAACACUGGCCGGCGCCGACGGGUUCACCGUACUCUCUCUCUCGCUAUUUAUACACAUUGGAAAUGGAGUGAAUUUCUUGCGGGGUCUACCCGCUGUGUACAAAAACUUCGUGUGUGCGGUCACACGCAGGAUGAGUGCAAUCACAGUGCCGGAUGCUUCGUGUGUAUCCAAGUGGAUGUAAUGAGUGUAAGAGAAACUAGUGUACAGAAUGAGACCACCACUUCAGCCCAUAAUGUGACAGAAAUUUCUCAGGCUGUUGCUGGGGGUAUUGCCCCCAGCAACAGCAGCAGCAACAGCAGCAGUAGCAGCAACAGUGGAGGAGGAGGAGGUAUAGAGUGCCAGUUAGUGCAACAGCUAAUGAGUCCUGUGAAGACUGGCAGCAUGGGGUGUAGUGACGGAGAGCUAGUGAGGCUCACUGAUGCCCACACACUUCACUCCUACACACCACACACCUCUCCUGUGCCUUCUGUGCAUGGAACUCCUGUACUUGCUGAAGCCACUCCUAACACCUCUCCCUCAUCCUCUCCCAGGAGACCACCACCUGUUUCGUUGCAGCCUCCUGCCAAACGUAUUAAGGUUGAAGAGAAGCCCUCAGAUCUACUUGAAUUAAGGAGAGUAAUUACUGACUGGAAGAAAGCCAAAUUGGAAAGUGUAAAGGAAAAAUACAAUGAUCAUUUGGUUGAACUUUUCUUUUUAGAAAGAGAUGGUAAUAUGAUGGACUAUCAGUCUUGGAGUAGACGUCCUACUCGAGAAUUCCUUCAGUUUGUUCGCCAACACAAACUUGAAGGGGAUGAAUCGUUAGAGACCAAGUUCACUGUUCCCAACCCUUUACACUUAACCUCAGGUGUUCAAAUAAAAACUGAAAAUCCCUCAGGAUCUCAGUCACCUUUGAAAGGUGCCUUGGGUGCUAAUAUCAGGACCUCCUCAUCUCCUGUUAAACCUGGGAAAGGCUUGGCAAGCCCAGCAAUAGGAGGGCGCCAGAAAAUGCCCUCUGCAAGUGAGAAUAUUCAGGUAACAACACAGCAGGACCAAAUGUUGGAAAAGGCUAGGCAGGAAGCCUAUGUCAUGCAACGAAUUGCUUCACUAAGAAAGGAGGGAUUGUGGGCGGAAAAAAGGUUACCAAAAGUGCAAGAGCCCCCUAGAACAAAGGCUCACUGGGACUACUUGUUAGAGGAGAUGGUGUGGCUUAGUGCAGAUUUUGCUCAAGAACGAAAAUGGAAGAAAGCAGCUGCUAAGAAAUGUGCGCGUAUGGUUCAGAAAUAUUUUCAGGACAAAGCUUUACAAGCACAAAAGGCAGAAAAAGAACAAGAAAUGAGAACUAGGAAAAUAGCUGCAUUUGUUGCUAAAGAAAUUAGAACAUUUUGGGGCAAUGUAGAAAAGUUAGUCGAAUACAAAGUAACAACAAAGCUAGAUGAGAAAAAGAAGAAAGCUCUUGACCAACAGUUAAGUUUCAUUGUGGAUCAGACAGAAAAGUACUCAUCUUGGUUAGCUGAAAGUAUGAACAAACCAGUAGAUUCUGCUGCAGCAUCAACACGUUCCAAUACUCCUUCACGUGACAGCCGCAUGUCGGAUGGAUGAAAAUGAGCUUUCUGUAGAAGAGCUGAGAAAAAAAUAUGCAGAAUUAGCUGCUAAUUCUGAGCCAAUGGAAGAAGAAUCUGAAGAUGGUGGUAGUGAUGAUGGUGAUGAUGAUGAGGUUGAUGUCAAUGAGGAU